This is a messenger RNA of Fopius arisanus, 4736 nucleotides long. It is a transcript of the gene Ror, whose product is annotated as Tyrosine-protein kinase transmembrane receptor Ror. Gene Ontology annotation, molecular function: transmembrane receptor protein tyrosine kinase activity; Wnt-protein binding; ATP binding. The transcript has 4 exons. Lineage: Eukaryota; Metazoa; Arthropoda; Insecta; Hymenoptera; Braconidae. The coding region runs from base 79 to 3447 and encodes 1122 amino acids. Gene Ontology annotation, cellular component: plasma membrane; signaling receptor complex. The record is from RefSeq and is a predicted model, not a curated record. Gene Ontology annotation, biological process: cell surface receptor protein tyrosine kinase signaling pathway; positive regulation of neuron projection development; positive regulation of phosphatidylinositol 3-kinase/protein kinase B signal transduction.
GUCAACAAUAAUAAAAAAGCACCAGCGCUCGUUUCAAUUUGACAUCAAUGUUUUUUUUGGGUGUUUUUGGUGGGAAUUAUGAAGCUCUGGGGGGUGAUAUUGUUGAUCAAUGAUGUGGCCAUGAUUGUGGGAGGGGGAGGCAGUGAAAAUUAUGGGGGAAUUCGAAGGUCUAGGGAGGACUAUGGGACCCUUGAGGAUGGCGAGGUGCUGAGUACGAAUGAUGGGUAUUACGGGAGCACUAGUUCACCAGUAUCACUGUCUCGAGAGCUCCAGCUUACAACUCAAACAAAACUCUCGACUACACGAGUUACUGAGCAUCCAUCACAGGAUCAGAGUAUUACGGGAAAGUGCGAGAUAUACUCAGGAGGCCUCUGCCCGGAGUAUCUGUUCAACCGUUCGAUAUACAUCCCCCCCUGGACGUCUCAAAGACAGACGGAAGAAGCUCUAUCCCAUGCCUGGGACUCUCUCUACAAAUCAAUAGAGGAUCCAUCGAUCUGUGCACCAUACCUGCUGGAGGUUCUGUGCUACUCGUCCUUUCCGAUGUGCAGUUCGAGCUCCACAGAGCCCUCAACAAGCAGAACUCAAAAUCCAGAGGAAUUGAUCCCAAAGGUUCCCCGUAGCCUCUGCCGAGAAGAUUGCCAGGUCCUUCAGUCCUCCUGCAGGAAAUCGUAUACCCAAGCAAGUCAUCAUCCUCUAUUAAGUGUCUCAUUGCUGGCCUGUCCCUUAUCACCCGUUGAAACAACAGAGAAGCUCUCGCGGUGUGUCACCCUGAGGCUACCCUCGCAGAUGGACCUAAACGAGAAAGAUCACUGUUACUGGGGAAAUGGAGCAGCCUAUCGAGGUCCAAUAAAUACAAGUGCCUCAGGGUUUCCUUGUUUGAGAUGGAUGGAUCACUUUCCACACUCGAUAAUCGAUUACCGAGAGCUCAGUGGACGCCACAAUUACUGUCGAAACCCCGAUGGUGGUGACCCUCAACCCUGGUGCUACAUCGAUGUCGAUGGGUUACCCAGGAAACAGUCUUGCAACAUAUCCAGAUGCAGUGACCACCCAACGACAGUCUCUAGCCCCCCUGACAUCCCGAAAAAAAUUCACCACGAAGGGAGCUGUGAGGUAUACGUUGGAAAAACGUGUGAACAGUAUGUAGGGAAUCAAACUGUCUACAUCCCAUACCCCAUGACCCAGAAAAUGCUCGAGGAAAAGCUCAUGCAAGCGUUUGGCGUCAUAAAUAUUUCCAAAGACCUGUCCCGAAAUUGUGCAGGAUAUGCAAAACCUUCGUUGUGUUUUUCGGUCUUUCCCAUCUGUCGUGAAAAUCGUUUCAGCACCGAGUUGUUCAAUCUGCUGCACUCUGGGGAUCAGGAGGAGGGAGGGGACGAUGAGAACGAGGGAAGUGAUGAGUUGGCUCCUCCCAGGGGAAUUCUCAGAAAGAGGAGUCCCCAGAUCAGUCAUCGGUCUAGUUUAAAUGUCGAGCAGAAUGAGAGGAUUAGUGGGAAGAGAUUCGGGGAAGCCAGAAGUGCCCGAAGGGAUAUGCUCAACAGGAAACUCAGGAGAAUAUGUCGAGAGGACUGCGAGAUGCUGGAGGAUGAGCUCUGCAGGAAGGAAUAUGCAAUUGCCAAACGUCAUCCUCUUCUUGGGGGACAGGUACCUCUGCAGGAGUGCUCGGAUCUGCCACUUCCUGGCACUAAGGAGUCACAGCAGUGUCUUUCCUUAGGCAUUAUGUUGGUGAACAAUGCACAGGAAAAUGAUCGAUGCUACUGGGGGAAUGGAUCCUCGUACCGGGGUGUUAUGAAUGUCAGCCGAUCUGGAAAGCCCUGUGUUAGGUGGUCUUAUCACUUUAAUCUACCCAUAUCUGAUUUUCCUGAACUGCAGGGACGACAUUCCUACUGCAGAAAUCCUAAUGUUGUGGGGUCUACGGACACACAACCCUGGUGCUAUGUCGAAGCUAAUAAUAAGGUUCAAAAAGAGCCCUGCGAAAUCUCCAGGUGCGCAGACAGCCUAUGGGUUUAUGUAGUGAUCGGCCUAGCUCUCGCAUCUGGUUUUGUAUUCAUAAUUGGCUGUUAUUGCUGCUGUUACAAAACUCGAAAAAUCCGGAGGAGGCCCUCGCACAAUCUGCCCACUGGAAAAAUGAUGACGGGUGUCCAGUGCGACAAGAAUAUCUACGAUGGGAGGAGAAACACGAGUCAACCAAUCGAGUUGAGUUCCCUCUUGGCCAGUGGAAAUGGAGGGGCUACAACGCCAGGCACUGGAACCCUGAGUAGUACCAGCAGUAGAGCCUCCACCAACAGAGUACCUCAGUACUCUCUGGAGAAUGUUGCACUGCUACAAGAACUCGGGGAGGGGGCCUUUGGAAAGGUGUACAAGGGGCAGUUGCAGCCAGUGCCAGGGGCCAAGUAUCAGGAAGGUAUUUUCGUUGCAGUGAAGACCCUUAAGGAGAAUGCCACCCCCAAGACUCAGAGUGACUUCAAAAGGGAGGUCGAUCUGAUGACAGACCUGAGGCAUCCUAACAUAAUUUGCCUCCUGGGUGUUGUUCUCAAGGGCGAACCCAUGUGCAUGCUCUUUGAGUACAUGACACAGGGGGAUCUACACGAGUUCCUCAUCUGCCACUCACCCAGGUCCGAAGUCACCCUCAACAGUGUCAGUGAGAAGGUCCUGGAACAGCCAGAGUUUCUUCACAUUUCCCUGCAGAUAGCCUCAGGCAUGGAGUACCUUGCUGGUCAUCAUUAUGUCCAUCGAGAUCUGGCUGCAAGGAACUGCCUUGUAGGGGAAAACCUCACAGUAAAAAUUUCCGACUUUGGUCUCUCCAGGGAUAUCUACAGCAGUGACUACUACAGGGUCCAGUCGAAGAGCCUCUUACCUGUACGUUGGAUGCCACCAGAAUCCAUUCUCUAUGGUAAAUUCACCACUGAGUCUGAUGUCUGGAGUUUCGGGGUUGUUCUCUGGGAGAUAUACAGCUAUGGAUUACAGCCGUACUAUGGAUACAACAAUCAGGAGGUGAUCGAUAUGAUCAGGUCUAGGCAACUUCUGCCCUGUCCUGAGGAUUGUCCCACAAUGGUGUACAGUUUGAUGAUCGAGUGCUGGCAUGAGGUGGCUAAUCGCAGGCCACAAUUUCCGGAGAUUCACCACAGGCUACACAAUUGGUACGUCAAUCAAACCUAUCUCGUAGGCCACAAGACCUCCAGCAAGGCUGGAUCACCUGCCAUCUGUGGCAGGGAGGGUACAUUAUCCAGAGCCUCGCCUAAGGGCGGACUUUCUAAUCAUGAACAUGUUAAUGUCAAUUCCGUGGAGGAGAAACCAUGCUGCUCUCCUAAACUCAGUGGCGCCAGGAAAGUUCUGCCUACUGGGCCACAGGUCAAAUCUUCACCUAGUUGUAGAAUUCAAAAUGGAGCGCAAAUGGUCGUCAGACUGCCAGAUCCUAGUAAAGACGUUACAGAGACUAGAUUGUCGAAGUAAUUUUAUGGGUGUUCAAUGUUUUAUAUGUUUAUUUGGCACUUUGGUUGGCACAUUUGCCUUCGAGGAGCUCUCAACCUCCGGUUUUUAAACCACAAGGAAAAAAUAUGGCCUGCAAAGUGGUAAAGCGAGAGAUGAAUUUUAAAAUGUCGUAAAUUCACUAAAAUUCAUUCGAGGCGAAUACUUCCCAUAAAUUUUCAACUUAAAUCAAUAGUUUUCUUAAUAAAUUGAUAAUUAACAGGAGUUAAAAUCAUCUGAUAUCAGUUUUCCACUUUGCCAUUGAUUUUUUAAAAAAUUUUGUAGACGUAGGGCGCAAGGGUUGGGCUUCUGGAGGGAAUGUGUCGAGCAUUGGCGACUGACUGACUAAUUAAUCGUAUUUAUUUAUUUAUCAAUAUCUGAGGGCUCCCUUUUGGAAAUCUGACGUCGCAAAUAGUAAUGUGUGAAUAGGCGAAAUUUCAGAUCAUUCGUAGUGAAUCGAAAAAUUACAAAUUACUGCCAAUAGAUGAAUUACUAUUUGAUGGAUUUUCACAUAAUUUGGAUUAUUUGAAUGUAAUAUCGUAAUAAUUCAAUGUUAUACAAUACAAUAUGAAUAAUUGGAGAAAUUGAAUAAUGUGGAGUGAUUUGUUAUUUCGAAUAAUUCAAAGUUUUGAAUUAUUGGAUUCGAAUGGAAUUUCACUGUUCGAGUACAGUAUUCGAUUCGAUCACUAUUCACACAGCUCUAGUCUCAAAUGCAUUUUAAUCGUUUGGGUGAACUAUCAAUGCUCAGUAUGGAAACGAUAUACUACAAAGCGAAAAUUGAAACAAUAAUUUAUGUGUUCUAUAUGGAAGCAAGAGGAAAUUGUUGUAUUGUCCAAGAUAACUGUACGUGAUGUAUUUCUACUGCGAGAUGUUUUACGAUUAAUGGAGGUGAUUGAAGAAUUGGGUUUUAAAUUUCCUCGAAUCUAUUGAGACUGCUGGAGUGACAAAAAGAUGAACUAUAUUUUACAACUUCUGGCUGUACCAGAGAUGUGAGUGGAUAUCAAUUAACAAAAUAUGUACUUAAAGUUCAAGAUAAGUAAGAAUAGUAUUUAACCCUGAGGUAUUUCUGGCGACUGACGAUGUGUGAAUUUUUACUAUUUUCUGAAGGGUGGGGUUGUGAAAAUUUAUUAAAUCUACUCUACAACAGCUGCCGGACGAAUAUCUUCUCAGGUUCCUCAUCUUAUCGUUUUCGUAUGAUAUACAUACAGUCUACGUAAAUAUAUAUACAUAAGAUUUUUGUAUAUUCAGUACAAUAAAAUUAAUGUUUUUUUCCA